Messenger RNA from Dreissena polymorpha, 1556 nucleotides. RefSeq lists its product as uncharacterized. Lineage: Eukaryota; Metazoa; Mollusca; Bivalvia; Myida; Dreissenidae. The transcript is spliced from 2 exons. The coding region runs from base 105 to 1556 and encodes 483 amino acids. The record is from RefSeq and is a predicted model, not a curated record.
UAGACCCAUUUCACGUUACGUAAUAGAUAAGCCGUCCGCCAUCUUGGAGGUAUCGAUAAGCACCGCCGCUAGCAGACUUGACAUCAGUGAAAAUACUUUACAAAAUGGUGAAUUAUUGUAGAGUUUAUGGAUGUUUCAACCGGUCAGAUAGAGAAAAAGAUAAACAGUUUUAUCGUCUACCAGAGGUUAUAACUCGUGAAGGUGAAAAAUCCCUUGAAUUAUCUACUGAACGUCGGAGAUUAUGGCUAGCGAGGCUGAACCAAGAUUUCUCAGGAAAAAACUUGAAAAACAUCAGAGUGUGUUCCGACCACUUUAUAUCACACAAGAAGGCAACACUGUAUGACAAGGACAGUCCAGACUGGGUGCCAUCUGUUAACAUGGGUCACGCACAGCUCCCGACAACUCCAUCACCCCAAGUAGCCAGUGCCCGGUUUGAACGCCGCAAAGCCAGGAAUGACAAGACAGACGCCGUCCGUACCCUUCUGGCUUUUAGCGAGAUGGACACCGAAGUGACUGAUCCUGAACCGACCACUGUGCCAGCGACAGAAACACAGACUGACAUAACAGGAGUCGCGUUUGAUGCCAUGACAAAUGAACUUGCCCAUCUCCAAAAGAAGUCAGACUCUAUGAGUCUACUUGUGAAUACUCAGAUUCCCUAUUCCCAAGAGUUUUUCAUUGGAAAUGAUGAUAAAGUUAAAUAUUUUACAGGACUGGGAAGUUAUGCUGUAUUGAUUGUCCUUUUCAAUAGCCUAGAGACUUUUCUGCCUUUGAAAAUCACACUUACAAAGUUUCAGUGCUUCAUCCUGACCCUGAUGAAACUCAGACUUAACCUGUCAAAUCUGUUCCUCGCAUACCAGUUCAACAUUUCUCCAUCUACAGUCUCAAGGAUUUUUAAUGAUAAUAUAAAUGUUAUGUAUGUUCGCCUCAAACCAUUUGUGCACUGGCCGGAGAGAGAAUUUCUUCGCAAAACAAUGCCCAUGCAGUUCCGCAAACACUUUGGAAAGAAGUGCGCUGUUAUAAUCGAUUGCUUCGAAAUAAGAAUUGAGACCCCAUCAAGUGUAAAAGCCCGCUGUGAGACAUUUUCGGCAUACAAACAUCACAACACAGUGAAAUUUUUGAUAGGAAUUACUCCGCAAGGAGUUAUUUCAUUUAUUUCGAAUUCAUGGGGUGGUCGCACAAGUGACAAACAUAUAACCGAACAGAGUGGUUUCCUGGAUAACCUUUUACCUGGAGACCUUGUGUUAGCAGAUAGGGGAUUUGACAUUGCUGCCAGUGUUGGAACAUUAUGUGCUCAGGUAAAAGUCCCUGCCUUUACUAAAGGUAAAAGUCAAAUGUCGCCUUUGGACGUAGAAACGACACGGAAACUUGCAAAUGUGAGAAUUCAUGUUGAACGAGUUAUUGGAUUGGCAAGGCAAAAGUACACUCUUUUGAGCAGCACCCUACCAAUUGAAUUUCUGGACACAAGAGGUGAUGGAGAUAUUCCACUAAUAGACAAAACUGCGGUAGUUUGUUGUGCCCUCAUAAACAUGUGCGAUUCAAUUGUAUGCUUUGAUUGA